Molecule: messenger RNA, 7223 nt
Organism: Toxotes jaculatrix (banded archerfish)
Lineage: Eukaryota; Metazoa; Chordata; Actinopteri; Toxotidae
Gene: ankrd44
Product: ankyrin repeat domain 44
Exons: 27
Coding region: 479-3646 (1055 amino acids)
Molecular function (GO): protein binding
Source: RefSeq, a predicted model, not a curated record
CGACUUCCUGUCAGAUCUCAGCUCAGCUGCCUGGCCGCCUCUCCGGGAGGCUUGUGGCUCUGCAGACCGGGGAGCAGGGAGGCUUCUGUGGCUGGUGUAUGGCUCGGGAAGGCGCCUGGGACCUCCGCGCAGCAGAACCAGUAACGGCAGCAGAAACGGCCAUAAAUGCGAAUUGUUUACACCGGCGGGUCCAGCUCCUGUUCCUGCUUCCCCGCCUCCCCGCGACUCCGAACGGCCGCCUCUGCGCGGCGGCGUCUCCGCACAUAGCGUCAGUGGAGCGGGGCUGAUGGCCCUGGUGCUCGGCCCGGCCUUCAUCACCAUCGUCCGCCUGUGCGUCUGCUAGUGAGCUACAAGAAGCCGUACACGUUAGCGAAGCGGGGAGAGGCAGAGGAGGAGCCCGGGCCGGGGCGCAGCAUCGCACCGUGCAUGGUGCUGCGGUGUCGGAGGGAGUGGAUGAGCAGCCGGAGCUGACCCAGAGAUGGCUGUCCUCAAACUGGCCGACCAGCCUCCUCUCAUCCAGGCGAUCUUCAGUGGAGACCCUGAGGAGAUCCGGAUGCUCAUAUACAAGUCUGAAGACAUCAAUGCUCUGGAUGCAGAGAAGCGAACCCCGCUGCAUGCAGCAGCCUUCCUGGGCGAUGCAGAGAUCACCGAGCUCCUCAUCCUCUCUGGUGCACGGGUCAACGCCAAAGAUAAUAUGUGGCUCACCCCUCUCCAUCGCGCUGUGGCAUCUCGGAGCGAAGAGGCGGUGCGAGUUCUGAUCCGUCACUCGGCCGACGUGAACGCCCGGGACAAGAACUGGCAGACGCCGCUGCAUGUAGCCGCAGCCAAUAACGCGCUGCGCUGUGCUGAGGUCAUCAUCCCUCUGCUGAGUAGUGUCAAUGUGUCGGAUCGCGGUGGACGCACCGCCCUGCACCACGCUGCCCUCAACGGCCACACUGAGAUGGUAAACCUCCUCCUCGCUAAAGGAGCCAACAUCAACGCCUUCGAUAAGAAGGACGGCCGAGCGCUGCACUGGGCAGCUUUCAUGGGUCAUUUGGAUGUGGUAUGUCUGCUGGUGAGUCAGGGGGCGGAGAUCAGCUGUAAAGACAAACGGGGAUACACUCCCCUCCACACGGCAGCCUCCAGCGGACAGAUUGCUGUGGUCAAACACCUGCUCAACCUGGCCGUGGAGAUAGACGAGUCCAAUGCGUUUGGGAACACAGCGCUCCACGUGGCCUGUUUUAACGGUCAGGACGCUGUCGUCAGCGAGCUGAUCGAUUACGGCGCCAACGUCAGCCAGCCCAACAACAAGGGCUUCACCCCGCUGCACUUUGCUGCUGCCUCCACACAUGGAGCGCUCUGCCUGGAGUUCCUGGUCAACAACGGGGCCGACGUCAACGUACAGAGUCGAGACGGGAAGAGUCCUCUUCACAUGACGGCAGUUCACGGACGCUUCACUCGCUCCCAGACCCUCAUCCAGAACGGUGGGGAGAUCGACAGUGUGGACAAGGACGGGAACACCCCUCUUCACAUUGCUGCCCGCUAUGGUCAUGAACUCCUCAUCAACACGCUCAUCACCAGUGGGGCAGACUGCACAAGGCGUGGAGUCCAUGGCAUGUUCCCUCUCCACCUGGCUGCUCUGAACGCUCACUCCGACUGCUGCCGGAAGCUGCUGUCCUCAGGCUUCCAGAUAGACACCCCUGACAGUCUGGGGAGGACCUGCCUGCACGCUGCUGCUGCCGGAGGUAAUGUGGAGUGUGUUAAGCUGCUCCUGAGCAGUGGAGGAGACCACAACAGGAGAGACAACUGUGGCAGGACUCCCCUCCACUAUGCGGCAGCCAGCCGUCACUAUCAGUGUCUGGAGACUCUGGUGGCUUGUGGAACUGCCAUCAAUGCCACUGACCAGUGGGGGCGCUCUGCCCUGCACUACGCUGCUGCCUCGGACCUGGAUAGGAGGCGUCGUGUCGCUCUGGAGCCGGAGAGUGAAGGAGUUCAGGCGGAGAGAGAGAAAGAGGCAGCGCUAUGUUUAGAGUUUCUGCUCCAGAGCGGAGCGACGGCCUCGCUGAAGGACAAACAGGGCUACAGUCCCGUCCACUACGCCGCCGCCUACGGACACAGGCACUGUCUGGAACUGCUGCUGGACAGAGACGACAGUCACCGUGACGACCCCGAGUCUCCCAACGCCAGGAGCCCGCUGCACCUCGCCGCGUACCACGGCCACGCUCAGGCCCUGGAGGUGCUGCUGCAGGGGGAGGGGGAGGUGGACCAGGGGGACGAGGUGGGGAGGACGCCCCUAGCCCUGGCUGCCCUUCGUGGCCACAGUGACUGUGUUCACACCCUCCUCAGCCAGGGGGCGUCGCCACGCACCACUGACACGCAGUACAGACGCACCCCCGCACACCUGGCAGUGAUGAACGGUCACACGACGUGUGUGCGCCUCCUGCUGGAUGAAUCAGACGGUGCAGACCUCGUGGACGCCGCUGACUCUCAGGGACAAACUCCUCUGAUGCUGGCGGUGGCGGGAGGUCACGUCGACGCCGUGUCGCUGCUGCUGGAGAGGGAAGCCAACGUCAACAUGGCCGACAACCACGGCCUCACUGCGCUGCACCUCGGGCUGCUGUGUGGUCAGGAGGAGUGUAUCCAGUGUCUGUUGGAGCAGGAAGCCUCGGUUUUGCUCGGCGACUCUCGGGGUCGUACGGCCAUCCACCUGGCCGCCGCCCGAGGUCACGCCUCCUGGCUGAGCGAGCUGCUGAGCAUCGCCUGCUCUGAGCCGCCGUCCCUGCCGCCGCUGAGGGACCACAGCGGGUACACGCCGCUGCACUGGGCGUGUUACUACGGUCAGGAGGGGUGUGUUGAGGUCCUGCUGGAGCAGAAAGGUUGUCGCUGUAUUGAUGGGAAUCCCUUCACCCCCCUGCACUGUGCAGUAGUGAACGAUCACGAGCCCUGUGCAUCACUGCUGCUGGAGGCGAUGGGAUCGGACAUCGCAGGCUGCAAGGAUGCUAAGGGCAGGACUCCUCUUCACGCUGCAGCAUUCUCGGGCCACAUCGACUGUGUCCAGCUACUCCUUUCACACGAUGCACCUGUCGAUGCUGUAGACCAAUCAGGUCGCACGGCGCUGAUGAUGGCGGCUGAGAAGGGCAGAGUCGGGGCUCUCGAGGUGCUGCUCACCAACGCCAACCUCAGUGUGACGGACAAAGACGGGAACACCGCCCUGCAUCUGUCUUGCAGUAAUGGAAAGGAAGAGUGUGUGUUGCUGAUCCUGGAGAAACUGUCAGACACUUCGCUCAUUAAUGCCACAAAUGCAGCGCUGCAAACUCCUCUCCACCUGGCGGCUCGUAGCGGUCUGAAGCAGGCGGUCCAGGAGCUUCUGUCCCGAGGAGCCAACGUUCAGACGGUGGAUGAGAACGGUCUGACCCCUGCUCUGGCUUGUGCUCCUAGCAGAGAGGUGGCUGACUGUCUGGCUCUCAUUCUGGCUACCAUGAUGCCUUUCUGCUCCCCUUGCAGCUCCGGGGCUCCCUCCCCAGGCUCCCUCCUGAGGCAGCUGCCCCACCAGGGGGGCAAAGGCCCGGGCACUGGCCCUCGGGGGCCACGCAGCCCCAGGAACCCCUCCGGACCCUCCAGCGAGGGAACCACAGAGAACGACUCGGAGGACUCGGAGACCUUCUGACCCCUCCGAACCGACUCUCUGCCCUCCUACCUCGAACUGUGCACCUGAACUUUUUGUUUUCCUUCCUCCCCCAGGAACGGUGCAGUGUUUUUACUGAUGUGCACUCUUCAGGUAGAAGUGUAGAGACCUGGUUGUGACACAGCGUGGAUGUUUGCAGUUAUGGAGCAAAGUGUUCAAUAUUAAAUAAUCGAUCACAUGGAUAAACUGUAAAAAUAUAUAAACAACUACUACUAACUAAAUAUUUAUUUUAAACUGUAGUUAAUUUGUAGAACUUCAAAGUCAAUAUUUUUCUGCAGACGCUCAGAACUGCUGACAAAUUCAGUUGUUAAAGGAAAUUAAAUGGGGGUAUUGAUUAGAUUUAGUGUUAUAGUGAAUGAACAUCUUAUGUCACCAAAAACCACACUGUAAAAAUACUUAAUCAUAAGUAAAUUCCUGCAGGGAAUAGUAUGUAAAUAUAAUCAGGAAAAGUUACUUAAAAAGGAAAAUUUUACCAAUGGAUCAAUGUAAAAGCAUUUUUUCCUAAUUUUUCCAUUUUUUAACAAAUGAACUAAUCUUCUGAUGAUUUUCUUGAUCAACUGUUUGAUUUGUAAAAAAUUAAGAAAAAUACUGAGAAUCACAACUGUCCUCAGAGUCUGAGGAUUUUUUUUUGUCCAAAACUCAAAAUUGUGAAAAUGAAUAAAUAAAAUAAUUUAAAUAACUGAAAGAAAAAGCAAGAAACUGUAGCCAUGAGAUGGAUCAACUGUCAGACUAGUUUAAUCUAUAACAAGGCUUCAUAUUUUAUUUGAUCUUCAUUUUUGAAGAGUCAGAUAAAUGCAGUGGAGUAAAACCUCAGAUUUGUACUUGAAUAAAUCUUAGUUAUAUUCCUCCACCUUAACUUUUACAGUUUAUUCAUGUAAUAAUUUGUUUUUUAGUUAUUUAAUACUGAAUGCUUUGGGCUCCUCACUGCCGUGUCUGUAUCUCCGGCUCUUCUUGUGGGGGAACAUGUACAGAAUCGCCCUCCUCUGACACCAGGCUGGAGGCUUUUUUUUUUUUUUAGUGCUCUUUUCCAAAAGAAAAAAAUUAAUUAAAAAAGAAAAAAAAAAUUAACAAAACAAAAGGAUUGGAGCAGCUGCACUGCCCUCGACUGACUCCUGCAGCCGAACAAUGACACUGUGGCUGAAGAAGAAUUCGAUCUGGACCAGUUCUGGUUUGGGUCUGCAUGCUUGUGUUAACUUAGACCACGGUUCGCUCUUUCUAAACACGGGUGCUUAAAUCCAAACCGACCUCGGUACUUCGUCUCUGCAUGGCACAGCAACUCGCCUCUGAGACUCGUUUUGUCUUAAAAAAACGAAAAAAAGACAGAAAAAAGCCAUUUUUAACUGUUUGUACAAAAUGAAGUUGACCAUUAAGAAAGUUAUGUGUAAUUCUAACCUUUUUAUGAUUUUGGCUUGUUGUACCAAAUAUUUGACUUCCACACGUAAAUGACUACACAUGAAAAAGGUACACACAGUAGAGCUUGUUUUUAACUUUUAACCACUGAAGCACAAAUUUGGAUUUUGCUGUUUGAUUUUGCUGAACUGUGGCUGGAGUGUGAAGAACACAGCCUUCAUAAGAUGUUUCAGUCGUCUGAAAACUCACCAGGAGAGAGGACACGACGCUGGGUACAUCUCAGUUCCCUGAAUCACGUUUAUGUGAAAACAGAAACUGCCAAACAUUUGCUGCUUCCAGCCUCUGAAACAUUCAGGACUGGACGUUGCCUGGUGUGUCUGACCGUCACAGGCUGAAUACGUUUUUGAACGUAUGGUUGAAUUAAAUAAGUUUGGACUUAAACAACAAGCUUCGCCUUGUAUGUAACCAUAUUUAUUUUUUAUGGUCCACCUUUCGAGGUGUAGUCCAGAGUACGAUACAUGCUCCAACACCCACGGCUGUCGUCCAGAAUGUUUGUGAGUCUGAUGGAAGCGAAGGAGGCGGGUCAGUUUGUAACCAGAGGCAAAUGUUUCUUAGUUUGUUUUACGUAGAAAUGAAUGGGAAGCGGAUUUUGGUCCUACUGCACCGUCCAGCAGAUCCUGGUCUGGUGCAUCUUCGCUCCUCUGAGCAUGAGAACGAACCCGAUCAGUCUCUGGGUUACAAGCGAGGAACGGGAUCAGAUGAGGGAACUGAGGCGUACCCACUGAUGAACGCAGGGUUUGUGCAGAUGUGACUAAAAGAUGAGAUUUAUGCAUUUUAUCCUGUGGCCUCCUGCUCUGUUUCGACUCCAUGUUUGUCCGUACCUGUAGUGCAUGGUUGCACACUUUGUAAACCAGGGUAGCCAACGGUGACCAACCUUUCCCACCUGGGCAGGUGUAAACCAGGUGUAAUCAUUCGAGCCCAGGUUCUCCAUAAAGACCAAAUUCAGCUCAGUUCGUUGUGGUAUUUCUGAUCUAAUACAUGAUGGUACAAAUACUGCCAGCACUUAAAUGUACAAUAACACAGGGCCUUGACCACUCCACCUCUCACACCCCCGUUUGUCUACUGACCAGCUAUGUGCCAUUGUCUCAAAUGUGUCCAGUGCCUUGUUGUCCAUUACUUUUUAAUUUUUCUUUCAUGACAUAUCCUGUGUCAGUAGAUUUUAAUAUUUUUAUAAUUUUAAUAUAUCAGUUCACCAAAUUUACAAAAUCAAAGAUUUUCUAAAAGAACCCUGGUGGUGUUGAGUUGCUCAGGUUUGGUUUAUUUACUGAUUUAUUUAUUUUCUUUUUUUUUUUUUUAGAAUUAAAUUGAGUUGACAGUAAAUUAAUCAGCAGCUAAUUUCCUAAUUGAUUGUUUAAAUGAUGCUUCAUGAGCAAAGAUUCACUGGUUUCAUCUUCUGAAAUGUAUUUUCUGGUUUUCUUAGUAAAAGAAGACUGAAAAUAUGAGUUUGAACUAAAACCUGGAGAAAUAAAAACAAAACUAUCUGCGUGUCUCGCCACCACUAGAUACCGUUUUUGUUUUUUUGUUUUUUUUUUUGGUAAUUUUGGUGAACUGAUUGUUAAAUGUUGAGCAUAAUGUGAGCGGUUUGUUUGAAAGGAGUUUGCUUGAGGGACCAUUAUGCAGGUGUUUUUUUCUUUUCUUAGUGAAAUGGUGUUUCACUCCUCUGUUUUCUCUCCUUUAAUGCUGAUGAUUUUCUGUUUGUCUUAUUGUCAACGAAUCCCACAGAAAAGCCACAAACAAUAAAUGAGUGACCUGUUUGUUCCCUAAUGACAGAAAUCAUUAAAAACUGUUCACAAAUAUAUAUUUUAUUUAAAAAAAAAGGCUAAAGAAUUUCCCAAAAUAGCUGAGCACUAUUUUUAAUCAAACGUCACUUAACCAGGAUGAACACACAUUUGCUGGGGACUAGUUUAAGCUGCGGAUGAACACACAUUUGGUGCUUUAGUGAGUACUGUGUUGUAGUUUUUGGACUUUUAAUACUUUUUAUAAGAUAAAAUUAUUGUUUUUGGCCUUUUUGUGGAAUUUGUUGACAAUCAGGGAAAAAUGAAACAUUACCAGAACUUAUCCUUUAUGUUGGUUGUGUGCGAGAGUGUGUUAGGUACUCAAUUAAAUUGAACUGCUUUUGUACAUAAUGUCGACAUAAAGCUUUGUAUGG